Messenger RNA from Perca flavescens (yellow perch), 1020 nucleotides. It is a transcript of the gene cnmd, whose product is annotated as chondromodulin. The record is from RefSeq and is a predicted model, not a curated record. Bases 1 to 1020 code for a protein of 339 amino acids. NCBI's taxonomy places the organism in Eukaryota, Metazoa, Chordata, Actinopteri, Perciformes, Percidae. The transcript has 7 exons. Gene Ontology annotation, biological process: negative regulation of angiogenesis; negative regulation of endothelial cell proliferation.
AUGGAAAAAGUCCCAAAUACCACUCAUGGAUCUGGCUGUUUUGAACACUGUACACCUCCGGAACAAAACAGCACACCGACAUCUGCUGCGGUCAGUCGCCUCCUGAGAUUCGGAGCCGUGGCUCUUAUUGUUGGUGCAGUGUUGAUGUUGUGUGCAUCUAUGGCUGCUCUCUACCUGUGGAAAGGCAGCGAUAAAAAUGUUUAUAAUGUCCGUUACAGUAUGAGCAUCAAUGGGGAGGUGAGACAGGGCUCCGUGGAAAUUGAUUCAGACAACAACGUGGAGAGAUUUAAAACUGGGAGUGGAGCUGAGGAAGCUGUGGAGAUUCAUGACUUUCAAAUUGGAAUAACCGGAAUCCGCUUCUUUGGAGGAGACAAGUGCUAUAUAAAAUCUCAAAUCAAAGCCAACCUUCCACACAUGGGAGCUCACAACAAAGAGUCGCUGAUGUUUGACCUGACAGAUGAAGCUAUUCCAGUGAGUUUUGACGAGAAGUUCCUCAUAUGGGUUUCUGCCGAGCAGCCGUUGAAGGACACCAGCUUUCUGAGCAACAAAAUUCGGGGUCUUUGCGGGGAACUUCCCAUUUACUGGCUCCAACCUAUCUAUCCUAAAGAUGGGGAGAGGAGAAAAAGAGACACACAGCGAGCCAAACGGCAGUUUAACAUAGAGGAGUUUGAGGCAGCUGCUGAAGAGAGGAACCCGGUGAGUCACGCAGAAGAUGACACCUCCAGAGUUGGGGAAGAAGAGGAGGAGGGGGCACAGUCUGCUGCAGGGUCAGCAUACAAUCCCGAAAACCCCUAUCAUGUGAGUGCUGGAGAGGAAGGUGCCAUGACCUUUGACACCAUGUUAGACCACCAGGGGAUCUGCUGCUCGGAAUGCCAACGCAGCUACACUCACUGUCAGAGAAUAUGCGAGCCUUUGCAUGGCUACUGGCCGUGGCCUUACAACUACAGAGGAUGCCAGGUAGCUUGCCGAGUCAUUAUGCCCUGUCGCUGGUGGGUGGCACGUAUUUUAGGUGUUGUGUAA